UAUUUUGCGUUUAGCUGCUGUGACAAAAUGUCAAAGUUCAUUUGGCGUAGAUACCUUCAGAUCACUUCCGGUUAGAGAUGGGAGGCACACGUGGGAAGAAAAAGAAGGCAGGAAAGACUCAAAACGGGAAAAAAUCAAACCAGAAAGAUGGUCCAGGACUCAGUAAAGCUGACAAGAGGCAAAGACUGGAGGAAAGGAGGGAGAAGAAGAAGACCCAGGCUGCUGCACAGAAAACAAAGUCCAAGUUCACAGUAGAUGAAUUACUGGACAAGGUGGAGGAAUGUAUGGACAGCUACAACUAUGAAGUUGCCCAGAAGUUCUGCCAGAGGGCGCUGGAGCUGGAGCCUGACAACCUGCGGGCGCUGGAGGUCUCCGGGUCCUUACUGCUGGAGCUGGGGGACGGAGACAAGGCCAAACAGUGUUUUGGGCGGGCUGUAGAACUUAGUCCUGAUGAGGGCUUCACCAAGUACAUGUGCCUGGGGCAGCUGAUGGAGGGGGAGGAGGCUGUGGCCUGCUAUAACAAGGGCAUCCAGGUCAUGAUGGCGGAGAGACACAAACAGCAGGAGCAGCUAGAGGGCGCAGCUGCAUGUGAUCCUGACUCUCCGACCGUGACAUCCCAGGACAUCUCCAGUGCCUACUGUUCUAUCGCAGAAAUCUACCUCACAGACUCAUGUUUUGAGGACACAGCAGAAGAAAAGUGCAAAGAGUCCUUGGAGAGAGCGAUAGAAGAAUGUCCCACCAACCCAGAGGCACAUCUUCUCAUGGCAAGCUUCCAGCUCAGUAAAGACAACAGGGAGGAGGCCAAACAGGCUAUAGAGAAGAGCCUGUCGCUAUGGUUACCAGAGAGAAGUGAUGCAGAAGAUGAGGAUGAGAUGGAGGAAAACAUGCCUGAGGAUCCUCCCCUGCCAUAUGAACAGAGAGUAGCAACUGCAAAGAUACUGAUAGAGCUGGAACUCAUGGAGUCUGCUGAGAAAGUCCUGGCUGGGCUCCUGCUGGAAGAUGACGAAAUUGUACAGGUGUGGUAUCUUCUGGGCUGGCUCCACUAUGUACAAGGGGAGGACCACAAGUCCAUGGCCAGGGACAACCUACAGCAUGCACUGAAGAUCUACCCAAUAGUUGGCUGUGAUGAUGAGGACAUGCUGCAGCACAUCAAAGAACUGUUGGAGGACCUCGGUCCAGGGGAGGAGGAGGAGGAG
Messenger RNA from Branchiostoma floridae (Florida lancelet), 1196 nucleotides. Its product is annotated as probable assembly chaperone of rpl4. Gene Ontology annotation, cellular component: membrane. Gene Ontology annotation, molecular function: protein binding; phosphatidylinositol binding. NCBI's taxonomy places the organism in Eukaryota, Metazoa, Chordata, Leptocardii, Amphioxiformes, Branchiostomatidae. The record is from RefSeq and is a predicted model, not a curated record. Gene Ontology annotation, biological process: determination of ventral identity.